Molecule: messenger RNA, 759 nt
Organism: Magnolia sinica
Lineage: Eukaryota; Viridiplantae; Streptophyta; Magnoliopsida; Magnoliales; Magnoliaceae
Product: MYB-like transcription factor EOBI
Exons: 3
Coding region: 43-609 (188 amino acids)
Biological process (GO): regulation of DNA-templated transcription
Cellular component (GO): nucleus
Molecular function (GO): sequence-specific DNA binding; DNA-binding transcription factor activity
Source: RefSeq, a predicted model, not a curated record
UUGCUCUUUUUCUUCAUAUAUCUAUCUCUCACACAAACGUUCAUGGAUAAGAAUACCAGCAACACCCAAGAAGUUGAGGUGAGGAAAGGGCCAUGGACAAUGGAAGAAGAUCUGAUACUGAUAAACUACAUAGCUAACCAUGGUGAAGGCGUCUGGAACUCACUGGCUCGAUCUGCAGGCCUUAAACGCACCGGGAAGAGCUGCCGGCUCCGUUGGCUCAACUACCUUAGGCCUGACGUCAGGCGGGGGAACAUCACACCAGAAGAACAGCUCUUGAUCAUGGAGCUUCAUGCUAGGUGGGGAAACAGAUGGUCGAAAAUUGCGAGGCAUCUUCCGGGAAGAACCGAUAAUGAAAUAAAGAAUUACUGGAGAACAAGGAUCCAGAAGCAAAUUAAGCAGGCCGAACCUUUCGCCAACCAGAAUUGCACGCUCGCGCACGAUGCAAGCACAAGUCAUGCUUGUGGUGCCAAAGACGAAGUCGAUCCAUAUUCGCCAGCAUACGCUAUGAGCAAUCCUGAGCCGUUUGCAACUCCUUUGCCCACUGAAUCCAACGAUUGCUUCUGGAGCAUGGAGGAUCUCUGGUUCCCCCAGCUGUUUAAUGGAGAUUAAAUAAAAUUGGCUUUUCUAUUCUCGUGGGAUUGUUCUCCAUAAUGAUUUUAGCUGUAUAACCUAGUAAUUGUGGUGUGUGGUACUACAGAAGAACGCUUAAUUAAGUAUAGAUUUGUUAUAAAUGAAGAUGUUUUACUUAUUUACAUUCCA